Molecule: messenger RNA, 6255 nt
Organism: Epinephelus fuscoguttatus (brown-marbled grouper)
Lineage: Eukaryota; Metazoa; Chordata; Actinopteri; Perciformes; Serranidae
Gene: gmeb1
Product: glucocorticoid modulatory element binding protein 1
Exons: 10
Coding region: 208-2013 (601 amino acids)
Biological process (GO): positive regulation of transcription by RNA polymerase II
Cellular component (GO): nucleus
Molecular function (GO): DNA-binding transcription activator activity, RNA polymerase II-specific; RNA polymerase II cis-regulatory region sequence-specific DNA binding
Source: RefSeq, a predicted model, not a curated record
GGGGUGGGGUUAACCACUCUUCUUGCGGAAUCGCCAUCAAGAGAUUUCGGAAGCAUAAUUUUUUAACCCAGGGGCUGCUAGUGAUCACUCGUCCUGGCGCCCCAUCUCCUGCUGUGAAAGAAAACAUCAAACCGACCUAAGUAUGAACAAACUCCUGGAUAGCUGUUAUAUGAAAGCAGCCCCCCUCUGUAGUCUUCUCUGAGUGUGAUGGCGACCACUGACGAGGUCACGGUGUCCAUGGGGGAGGUGGUAAUGGUGAAAGCUGACGGUGAAGGAGACGCUGAUGACCCUAAUAAGACUCAGGUCAUCCUCCAGCUCCAGCCAAUAACCCCUGGAGAUGAAUCUGCUGAAACAGAUGCAGCUGUCAUGGCUGUUGAAGCACAUCCAGAACAAACAGAUGGAGAUGACGUUGAAAUUGGCUGUCCCAUAACUUGCGGCGACUGUAAAGCUGUGUUGCUAGUGAAGAAAUUCGUGUGCCCAGGAAUCAAUGUAAAAUGUGUGAAGUAUGAAGACCAGCUGAUCAGCCCGAAGCAGUUUGUGCACAUUUCUGGAAAAGCCACUCUGAAAGACUGGAAGAGAGCCAUCAGGAUGGGUGGAGUCAUGCUAAGAAAAAUGAUGGAUUCAGGUCAGCUCGACUUCUACCAGCACAGCACACUGUGCACCAACACAUGUCGCAGCACAAAGUUUGACCUCUUAAUCAACAACACACGGUUCCCUCCAGAUGGCUCCGGGCUUACCACACCCACAUCCUCUCAAGCUCAGGUGGCUCUGGGUAAUGGCGGAACAGCAAGCGAGGACAGAGCCGAGGUUCUGAGCGGGAAGAUGGACUGGAUUUCGAGCUCACUGGAGGCUGUGGACAAGAAGGAAUCGAAUGAGAUCUCAGAGGACACACUGAACUUCUGGAAGGGCAUUGCUGAUGUGGGUUUGCUGGGUGAAGUGGUGACCAACAUCAGCACAGAGCUGCUGGAGCUGCUGAACGGCGUGCAGCAGCGCAGGGAGCCAGCAGCCUUGCAGGACACAGAUUCCUGUCUGGUAGAGGUGGCGGUGCUCAGUAACCUCGCCCAAGUGUUCGGCCUGCUCGACUCGGUCAAGAAGACGGUGGAGAGGAGGAGGCAGCAGACAGAUCCCAGCCAGGAGCAAAUCCUCAGCACACUCAACAACCUGGAGGUUCAGUUGGAAGAACACAGGAAGCAGCAGCAGGUUCGAGCUCUCUUUUCCUGCCCGCAGCCUGCCAAAAACAAAACUCCCACCAAGCGCCAGACCAAGCGGCCUCGUCUCCAGAGGCCCGCCUCCACCACCACCCUCCUGACCUCCCCCAUCAACCAGCAGGCCACCCUGCAGCCCCAGCAGUUCACUGUUCUUUCCCCCAUCUCGUUGUCCUCUGUGGGUCAGCCAUUCACGGUGGCAGGCCUGCCCAUCGCCUCCCUGGCCCAAUCCUCCAACACAGUUACCCUGCUGCCCGCAGGCUCGCAGGUCUUCACCCGCUACAUGGUGACUGGAGACGGAAAGGCAGACACCAUCACCUUGCACCCGUCCUCUGGCCUCACGCUGGUGGGCACCACCACCAUGCAAGACUCCAGCCAGUUGGGCACGGUGGUGAGCCCCGUAGAGCUGCUGCACCUGAGCCAGCAGGCUGGCGGCGCAGAGGUGGUGCCCAUAGAAGGCCAGGUGGUGGACGGCACUAUGGUGGUGCAGCAGGAGGUAAUGCAGGGCGAGGUGGAGGCCGGCCAGGAGCACACGGUCAUCGAGAUCAACCCAGCUCCGAUGGAGCAGGCGGUGGGAGUGAUGGAGCUGCAGCUGACCGGGGAGUCGGGCAGAGAUGGUGCUACCAUGAUGGUCCAGAGCGGGAUGGAGGUGACGAUGGCUGCAGCGGAGGAGGAGACGCAGUGCCAAAUGCAGGAGGCACAGACUGAAGAGGUUCAGGGGCUGCAGCUGGAUGCCAGCGGACAGUUGUCAGGUGUACAGAUAGUGGUUAUAGGAGAACAUACUCAGGAAGAAAACAAGGUCAAAUGAGACAAACCUCCUAUUUUAUCCAGCAGAGCAGGUAUGGACUCGUACGAUCACAGACUUGUGAAACUGUAAAUACACAGAAUUUCCAAAUCCACAAAUUGCCUUGGCCUAAGACCAAGCUCUAGGGAGUAGCCAUUUUUCCUUUUUUGGUGUGUGUACAUGCUCCUCUCAACUUGUUGAUUUUUUUAUUGAAACAAAGAGGCAUCACAACAAAGAAUAUACUGUGUGCUUCUGUUUGAUUUGUAUUUAAAGUGUGAUUCCAGUUCAUUACAAUUGGUGGGUCAGAUAUUUGUAGUUUUGGCCAUCAUUUCUGUUGGGAAUAAUAACACUGUGCCCGUCGAGUUAAAUACUGAGAGGUGAGAAUGUGUCAGUAUCUGAGUCAGUCAGACAGACUUUUAACAAGUCUGCGGGUUAGCCAGACCUAAGGGAAGUGAAAACAUCUGUUGUGUGAUCACAGUCUUCCUGUGCAAAGCUGAAUUAUUACCACCAUUUUGGGUGUGCUCACUUUACAGUUACAUCUCCAAAUAAAAGGGGCAAAUCAGUUUCCCAAAACGUGGGCUUCCUAUCCAUACCUGAACGUCUGAACCAGGAGGAAACAAUAUGAUUUGGCAAAAAGAGCUGAAUAAUAAAUAUUUAACUUUUCAAGCUUUUUUUGCAACGAUGACCUUGAAACUCAAGGACACUGACUUUGAGCUUAAAAAUGUCAGUCAUCACCUAUUUAGCUCAGUCUGCUUAAAUCUGCAGAUGUUGUGCUCAUAUUGCCAACUAGCUGAAAACACAUUCAGAGUUUGAGAGUAUAAACGACGUAAACAAACAUGAAGUCUGACCUUCUUUUUGCUCAAAAUAGUGGUUCAGUAGAUAGUUGUCAAUACAACAUUCAUCUGUAGUGCAGAAACAUUGAGAACGCCUGGUUAAAUCAAUCUGUCUGAACUGUUGUCAGUCUGACUCAUAGAAAUAGAAUGAAUAGAAAGGACUUUGAACUACCUGAACUUGAAAUUGAAACUGAACUGUAAUUGUUAGUUGUCAUGGUGACAACAUGCACACAUCAGCAGGGCCGUAAAGUGUCACACUCGCUGGUUGGACUGCAGUUUUGGCCGACUGCUGCCUUUUAAUUGAUCAAAGGAAUCAGGGCUGGGUAUUGUUUAAAAAUGACAAUACCAGCACCAAUAAUGGUACCUGUAAUGUGAUACAGAUCCCAGUAGAGUACUUCAGUAGAUACAGUUUUUUUUCUGCUAAAUCCAAUACCCAUCGUGAAUUGGAAGAACUCAUUUGCAUAAAGCGCCACCAGAUGCCACAAGCAUGCAGUGACGCCAUACUUUUAAAUGUUUUGGUGCAUCUUAGCACGCUGAACUGCCAUCUCCAUCAAAGACACACGACUUCACCACACCACAGACUGUAUGGACUGUAGCUGUUACGGUCAUGGACCAAUCACAUGUUGCAGUAAAUUGAAGAAUGCUCCCAGUGAUUGGCUGCCAACACAACCAUACAAAUAGUCAUUUUUUUCUGUAUCUAGGUACACAAACAACUGAAUGCAGGUACUGGUUUAUUUUAGUCGAUACUUUAAAGGUAUCUAGUAGCAAUACCCAGCCCUAAAAGGUAUUCAUUCAUUCAUUCAAACCUUUAUAUAAUCAAUUGAGGGAGACCCCUAAUUUUCAAUGAUGUCGAGCAUGAACUCAGACAUUAAAACAAUCAUAUCAGUUAAAACAGAAAUGAAAUCAUCAAAGCAACAACAAUAACUAUAAAUGAGCGGUAAAAGUAGAGCUACAGGGUGAUAACUAUGCUAAGGUGUAGAUGUAUAAUUAAAAGCAUGCACACUCAAUUAAAACAAGAUCAGAAAUAAGGCACUUAAACAGCCGUAAGUGUAGCAGAGUGUCCAAGUUCUAAGUCUUUUGCAGAUUAUUCCACGUAUAAGGUGCACUGUAAGAGAAUGACCUAGUUCUGAUUAAGGGAAUGUGAAGCAACCUAUUCUGUGAACGAGGACCAACAGUAUGUGAUGACAGAGUUAAGACUGAUGAAAUAUAGGGUGGAAGCAUCUGUAUCAUAGCUUUAUAAAUGAACAAAUGCUUUUCCUGCCUCACAGCCAACCUUUCGGUAAAGGUGUCAGUGGUGGGUGCUGUAAGGAUCACCUGUUAAGAACCUUAGGGCUGAGUGGCAGACAACAUCCAGUGAUUUCAGUGUAGAGGCAGCAGCUUUUCCGUGUAUAACAUCCCCAUAAUCCAAAACAGACAAAAAUACAGAUUCUACAAUUCUCUUCCUGUGUACAAAAGGAAAACAGAAUGAAUAUUGAAAGAUCCAGUGUGAGAAGCCUUGGUGAACAGCAUCCAUUUGGUUACAUCUGAGUGAAGUACUAACUUAGGAUAUGUAACUGAAGUUGAAGCAAAUCAAAAGACGAUUGUAGACGUUCACUGGCUGAUUGAGCAGAUGUAAUAUAAUAUAAGCAAUAUAAAACUGUGUCAUCCACAUACAGAUGAAAUUUACAUGAUUUGGGGGGAGGGGUGGGUUAAUAUCAUUUAUGUAAAUUGAAAACAAUAUUGGCCCUAACACUGAGCCCUGUGGAACACCUUUAGUAAUAUUACAACUGGAAUGGACAUCAUCCAUCUUUACACAUUGUAGUCUGUCAGAGAGGUAGUUUUCAAACCUUAGGCAGCUGAAUCAAAACCAAUACGGGACAUUUUGCUAUCCAAGGCUCGUGUAAUAUCAUUUAGAACCCAGGAGGUUGGAGAUAUGUCACUGUGCAAAGGACUAAAACCAGACUGUACUGACAUCUUUGUACAGGGAGUAGAUGUAUUUAUAACUGGCAGUGUUCGGAGGUAACAUGUUAGUUUUGAAAUUCAAGUAAUCAGUUAUUUAGUUGCCAUUAAUUCCACAUUCUUGAAAUGUGAUGUAACAUCACUGUAGUUGCCUUCAAAGAAGAAGUGAGCGCCACUGCUCAGCGUAAACUGAGAGGCAGAGACACAGCGGGGAUUUAUUUUGUUUCUGUCGAGUUUGAAUGAAGUGUGUUUUACGAUGGGUUAACAAGGGGAUUAAGCGAAAGUCUUAGCUCGGUGAAAGAGAGAAACUUGGAUUGGUAUUUUGCUUAUUUUUUAGACAUGUAUAAAGGUAGUGAAGUCCCUGCUUUGGGGUGGGGACGCUAAAGUAUUCUACUUUUCUCUGUAGGAAACGUUGUAAUGUGAAUCCAGCAAUCCUCUCCUUCCAAGGCAAUGGAUGUGGUGCACAAAAGCUUGUUUGGCCGUGACUGCAAAACCUCACCUUGGUGCGUUCAUGUCUUGCCACAAGUAGGUUUGUGUAUACAGAAUGUAUACGUUAUUGAAGAGACGUCACUGUUAUCUCAAAUCUCAGCUAUGACCUUGGUCCAUUCAGUGUCAUCAAACCCAACAGAAGCAAUGGCCAAAACUACAAAAACACCCGAAUUGUAAUCAUCUGGAAUUAUCCUUGAAGCCUCCAUGAGCAACCCGAGGACAAGAUAAUGCACUGUAAUGUAACUGUAAAGUCUACAUGCAGGGCUUUAAUGGUGCUGAUGUUUUUGUCAGUUCACAUCCUCUGACACUGACUCAGCAGCGGCAGGCUGCAAGUCACGGCCUCCCGCUGCUGAUCAGACUUGUUACCAGUAACAGUGUUGGUGUCACUCGAGGCAGGGAUGAAUUUUGCACUGUCUGUGUGUGGUAGUAUCGCAUCCAAGCUGUAUUGUUUUUGCACUGUGUGACGUCCUUGUGGGACAACAGGAAGAUGUUUGCAACGAUGCCUGCUCUGUAAGCAUUUCUUUAGAAUUUGGCCACAGCGUGUGGCAGAGUGUUUCUUAUGUGCAUAGUUAAACGGAAACAGACUGAACUCCUCUCACUGGAACUGCAUUGCUUAUGCACUUAUUCUCUCAGUGGUUUCUUACUGCCUGAUUUUAUCCACAAACUCCAUUUAUUUUCUUUAUUGUGAUCACCUAUGGCUUUAUCUCAGUAUGAUAGAUAGUGUGAGCUACUGGGCUGAUUGUUUAAGUGGAUAUACAAAGACAUAUAUAUACUUAAUGUCAAACUUGGUAUGCCUGUAUUUUACACUUGUAGGUUCAUAUUUAUUAGUUUCCAAACUCUGUUUAAGGUGCAAACAUGGAUUAAUUUAUGCUCUUGGCUGUAGCUCACAUCAUCAAAGACAUGUUCAAGACGUGUGCAUUUCCAAUAAUUUAAUUUAACAAUGAGGGUAUUUGCAUACUGACUUUGUAAUGUGUUUUAAUAUCAGAUUAAAACAGAAAAAUAACAA